UGAAUAAAGUGAUUAUCAAAUAUUAAUUUUCUGUUCGGUGACGAUUUUCUUUUCAAUUGUAAUAUAUCGUAUAAAACAACAAAAUGGACGUAUCAUCCAAGAGUGUUUGUUUAUUUUCGAUUUUUUUACUUUUUAUUCUAUCAGUACAUGGGCAGGAUAAGUGCGUUAAAAGAAAUUCGUGUAGUUGCGUAUUUCCCAAUGGCACGGGUAUUGACUUAUCCCCGUCUGCGAAGAAUUCUGUCUACACAUCGAAGACCACUUAUGACGAGAAAAAUAAUGGCAUAGAAAUAGUGGUGACCACUUAUUAUUAUCAUCCAUGCUCCGACGUAUUACUGACAAUUGAUCAGUCGACGUCUAUGAAUGGAACCACUUGCAAUAGAACUUUGUCGCUAUGUAGGCAUACAAGCACUUGGAAUGGAACUAUUAAAAACAAGCUGGCUAAAUAUGGAGACGUUUUUGAAUUUUUGGGAAGUUCAAAUGAUACUGCUGAAGGUGUUGAGUUUUCAAAUGAUGGUAGAUACAUCAAGUACUUUAAUAAAACAUCGUUCUCAAUUGUGGAUUUGAUAUGUACCGAAACUGAUGAUCAAUUCUAUUUUAAGGAUGCAACUGAGCCAGAUCAAAUUGAACUUGCUUUCUUCUCGAGAAAUGCUUGUCUUCGACAAAUUGAGUCCAGCCGGUCUGUGGGGUCCACACUACUGAUCAUAUUCUUCUCAUUUGUUAUUUUCUACCUGGUCCUCGGAGUUUGUACCAAGAAGUUCUUGAUGGGAGCCACGGGCAUUGAAGUUAUACCAAAUCUGAUGUUCUGGUCUGAAUUGCCGAAUCUUGUUAAGGACGGCUGGGCGUUCGCCCUGAACGGCUUCAAGCUGCCGGCGCGCGGGCCCGGUCCCGCCACGUCGCCCGACCCCAACAGCUACGACUCCAUAUAACAACAGCGCGACGACGCACUUCUUGAUGGACAACUCGUGUUCAUCGACUAGCCACGAACCGGUACCGUUACACCGUAAAAGGUUAUGAAAGAUAUUCUUUUCUCAAAUUGCGUGGAAUUAUUUACAUUAGGUCUUGUACUAGUGGCUAAGGCCAAUGUGGGGAAGACAGGCAUCUAACAUGUUUGGUUGGAAAGCAGGGAUACCUUUAGUAUCCAAAAUUGUGAAGCGCCAUUAUCAUUAUGUGAAUAAGCAUACAACAUGGCCAUUCUCCUUACUCCCCACAGCCGUCCAUAGCCACAGUAUUAAAAGAUUUUUAGCACAUUCUAAUAAAGUUUACUAUUCCGUGUCAUUUAAAAUCGCGCCGGUCUAUACAUAGGACUGAAUCGUGUGAUAAGAUCGUAAUAAUCAGAGUGGAUUCUCGUCAGGGAUUUUAGUUUUGAAGUAGCAUAACUAUAGUAGAAUCCGCAUAUAAUGACAUCGAAGGGAAGUGACAAACACGUCAUACUAAGCGGAUGUCAUGUAAAACAUAGUUGAUUAACUUCUUAUUUUUGGUAAUUUUUCCAAAUUUGUUGUGAAAGAUAAGAUUGCAAUUUCUACACGAUUUGUAAUUCAAUAACCAGUUAAAGUGACCGAACUGUUUUUUAUGCAGGUAAGUAGCACGUGCGGUGUUACUUACAA
This is a messenger RNA of Cydia strobilella, 1604 nucleotides long. RefSeq lists its product as uncharacterized. The record is from RefSeq and is a predicted model, not a curated record. The coding region runs from base 84 to 926 and encodes 280 amino acids. Lineage: Eukaryota; Metazoa; Arthropoda; Insecta; Lepidoptera; Tortricidae. Gene Ontology annotation, cellular component: trans-Golgi network. The transcript is spliced from 5 exons.